Molecule: messenger RNA, 2763 nt
Organism: Limanda limanda (common dab)
Lineage: Eukaryota; Metazoa; Chordata; Actinopteri; Pleuronectiformes; Pleuronectidae
Product: B-cell receptor CD22-like
Exons: 15
Coding region: 1-2763 (920 amino acids)
Source: RefSeq, a predicted model, not a curated record
AUGGCCGACAGGAUGCAGACAGUGGUACAGUGUGAGAAUGGCUGGGAUGUGAGUUACACUUCUACUGAGAUCUGUGCCGUCAGAGGAUCAACAGUGGACAUUAACUGUACCUACACAUACCCAUCCACAGUUAAUUACCUUGAUACUAGAGUUCAGGAAGCUUUCUGGUUCAUUCAAGUUAGUAAUAGGAUUUACGUUGAUCUAAGGACUGAUCCUGAGUAUUCAGGUCGUGUGGAGUAUCUCUGUGGAAACAACAAGUGCACUCUGAGAAUCUCUAACUUGAGAGAGAGCGACUCAGCUGUGUACAAGUUCAGGUUCAAAACAAACCAACCUGGAGGGACUUUUACUGGUUAUGCUGGAGUCACUCUGUCUGUCACAGAGCUCAGGUGUCAGAGCAGUUGUCGUCUUCCUGAUCAUCUGAACUACGUCUGGUACAAGAAUCAACAGAAGAAGAAGGAAGGAGCAUCUUAUUCAGAUUAUUUCUCUCCUGCAGACAGAGUUACCUGUGCUGUUAAAGGACACGAGGAUUUCCGCUCUCCGUCAAUGAUGGUAAAGAGUCCGAAUGGCUGGGAUGUGAGUUACACUUCUACUGAGAUCUGUGCCUUCAGAGGAUCAACAGUGGACAUUACCUGUACCUACACAUACCCAUCCAGGUUGAAUCACCUUGAUACUACAGUUCAGGAAACUUUCUGGUUCAUUAAAGAGAGUAAUGGGAUUCACGAUGAUCUAAGGAUUGAUCCGGAGUAUUCAGGUCGUGUGGAGAAUCUCUGUGGAAACAACAAGUGCACUUUGAGAAUCUCUAACCUGAGAGAGAGCGACUCAGCUGUGUACAAGUUCAGGUUCACAACAAACCAACCUACUGGGAGCUUUACUGGUUCAGCUGGAGUCACUCUGUCUGUCACAGACCCUCAGCUCCAGGUACAUGUGAGGAGAUCAACAGCCAAUCCAUCUUCUACCUGGACAGAGCUGACCUGUCACAGCAGGUGUCAGCUCCCUGAUCAUCUUUCCUACGUUUGGUACAAUAACAAUAAACCUGUUGGACAAAAAAAAUACCUUCACCUCCGGCACUUUGAUGCUGAAGACAGCUAUCACUGUGCUGUAGAAGGACACGAGCAUUUCCCUUCUUCUGCAUUGUACGCUCCAAAGCCUCCCUCUGUGUCAGUGAGUCCCUCUGGUGAGAUCAUGGAGGGCAGCUCGGUGACUCUGACCUGCAGCAGUGAUGCUAACCCAGCAGCUCACUACACCUGGUACAAGAGAAGUGGAGAUAAACAAGUUCAAAGAAAAUCAUCAGGACAAAACUUCACCAUCACUGAUAUCACAGCUGAACAUGGUGGAAAGUAUCAGUGUGAGGCCCAGAACACACACGGACGUAGUAACACCACCUUACAUCUGACUGUUGGAGCAGGUGCUUGGAAAUCAGCAGUGACUGGAACAACCACAGCUCUUCUCCUGGUGGUCGUCCUCCUCGCUGUCUUCCUGUGGAUCAGAAGAAACAAGUCCUUCACACAACAGCGUGAGUGCGGUGAGAGACCAGAAGACAGAGCGCAGAUUCCAGCUGCGGCACACACACGACCAGCAGAGCCUCACGAUGACGUCCACUACGCCAGCGUCUGCUUCACCCAGAACCCGGCAGACGCCAUCUACUGCAACAUAGGUCGAGUUCAACCCCAGAGAGAAACUGAGGAAGACGAGGAGGAGGAGGCUGAGUACAGCGCUGUUCGAUUUGACAGUGCAACAGGUGGUAAGGAGUCAGAAUGGCUGGAGUAUGCUCCAAAGUCUCCCUCUGUGUCAGUGAGUCCCUCUGGUGAGAUCAUGGAGGGCAGCUCUGUGACUCUGACCUGCAGCAGUGAUGCUAACCCAGCAGCUAAAUACACCUGGUACAAGAGAAGUGGAGAUAAACAAGUUCAACGUCUCAGUGAAGAGACACAAUUUGUCCUCAGCUCCAUCCGGUCGUCAGACUCUGGAGAGUAUUACUGCACAGCUGAGAAUGAGCUGGGGAAGACGGCGUCUGAACGAGUCUUAAUAAAUGUGAAAUAUGCUCCACAGUCCUCCUCUGUGUCAGUGAGUCCCUCUGGUGAGAUCAUGGAGGGCAGCUCGGUGACUCUGACCUGCAGCAGUGAUGCUAACCCAGCAGCUAACUACACCUGGUACAAGGAGAACCGAGCUCUGCUUCAUGGACCAGAGAACGUUUAUCAUCUCUCCUCCAUCAGCUCUGGGGACAGCGGGGUCUACUCCUGCAAGUCAGAGAAUCAGUACGGACGGAUCAACUCCACGUCUCUACACUUAGACGUCCAGUACGCUCCAAAGCCUCCCUCUGUGUCAGUGAGUUCCUCUGGUGAGAUCAUGGAGGGCAGCUCGGUGACUCUGACCUGCAGCAGUGAUGCUAACCCAGCAGCUAACUACACCUGGUACAAGGAGGACGAGGACUCACCAACAGCAUCAGGACAAAACUUCACCAUCACUAAUAUCACAGCUGAACAUGGUGGAAAGUAUCAGUGUGAGGCCCAGAACACACAAGGACGUAGUAACACCACCUUACAUCUGACUGUUGGAGCAGCAUGGAGAUCAGCACUCAUUGGAUCAGCUGCUUCAGUUUUCCUCGCUGUGACUCUCCUCUCUGUGUUCCUACUGAUCAGGGCGCGGUGCAUCAGCGAGACGGAGAGUUGUGUACUCGUUGCUGGUCGGAACAAGACUGAGAGAAAGAAGGAAGUUAAGGGGGUGUGGCCUAUCCCCCUUCCUUCUCGCUCCUUCUCGUUUCUGUGA